Molecule: messenger RNA, 2413 nt
Organism: Felis catus (domestic cat)
Lineage: Eukaryota; Metazoa; Chordata; Mammalia; Carnivora; Felidae
Product: basic proline-rich protein-like
Exons: 2
Coding region: 647-1243 (198 amino acids)
Source: RefSeq, a predicted model, not a curated record
AAGAGGGGUCUGGGGCGACGUGAGGGUCCCAGGGCUGGAGCUGGGAGGCUACAGGGGGUCAGAGGUGACCCAGCCCCAGAGCACCCGGGGUCUGGCCCUCGGGGGCACUGUAUGAGCCCCGGGGGAUACCCCCGGCCCUCCCCAACCCCAGCAUCUCUCUGCCACUGUCCCUGGAGUGGGGAGGCCACUGACUGUGGCCUCCUGCCUCCUGCCAGCCUCACCAGACAGCUUCAAAGAGAGUGGCGGGGGUGCUUUGUAAGCUGAUUCCCUCUCGGCCUGCCAGGGCCACUGGGGCCAUGCCUGGGAGCACCCCCCACCCCCCCGCCACCCCGUCCCCGCGACCCGCCAGAGACAGAUGCCUCCUUGCUCCGGGAACCCGAGGUGGCUGGGAGAAGACAGCCUCUGUUCAAUUCCCUGCUCCCUCUCCCGCCCGGGGUUCUUUCUAUGGGUUAUUCUGUGAGCACAGUGGAGGGGCUGGUGGGUGCAUUGGGUCUGUUGAAAGGUCCUGUGCUCCAAGGCAGGCCACACUCUGGUCCUGGCCUGGCCCCCGGAGGUCCUGGCUCUGUGUCCUCCUUUCUGGAGUGAGACCAGUGGUGACAAUGCGGUCUUGUCUGGGGAGAUCCCCAAGUGAGGGAGAGCCCCCAGGAUGGCCACGCUGUCCUACAGGACGAAGCAGUCCCGCGGGGUCGGGUCCCGGACCAGCCUGCCCACCCUGGUGCCCACGCUGGGCUGGUGUGGGAAGGGGCUCAGUCGAUCCCGUGGGGACCCUGAGGCCUGGGCCUGUUCCCCACAGGAUGGGGAACCAGAGUCCAGCCCGUCCUCAGCCCCAGGGCCUCUCCUACCUCGGGCCUGCACAUCUGGACCCAAGGCCGUGCUCAGCACAUGGGGAAGGGGGACACCGCCUCCAGGCAGGACGGGGCAGGAAGGGAGAGAUGCAGACACCGAGGAGAAGCCGCUUGGAGACGGAGCAGGGCAGAGGCUGGAGCGAGGCGGCCCCAGCCAGGGACGCCCGGGGGCCCCAGACACUCCCCCCACCCCCGGAGCCCCCACCCCCGGGCGGAGUGAGGCCCUGCCCGCCUUGGUCUGCCUUGUGGUCUCAGAGCUGGUGGAGAACACACUCGAGCUGUCCAAGGUGCCCCGGUGGCAGCGUGGCCUCUGGUCUCCGUCCUCCCGGCCCCCGCCCCCGGCUGCCUCUCGUGUCUUCCCUGACUCCUUUGCUACGACCACUGACCUCGGGCUCUAAACCCCACAUGCGCAUCUUGGCCAGGACCUGUCCCCAACGGAGGCCCCUGUCCGAGCACCCGGCACCAAGCAGGCACCUCCCCUGUGCCCGGUGAGCAUCCCUCUCGGUCUGGGGCACCCCCACCCCCCACCCCCUGCACUGGCUUCAACCUCCCCCUUCUUCAACCGCUGGCAAAUCCCACCAACUCAGACUUCAGAAUGAAGCCACAAAGCACCCUUUCUGUCCCCACCCACUAGAUUAUUUUGGGGGCCUCUAACUGGGCCCCCUCCCUGCCCUCACUGUGCUCUGUGGAGCGGCCAGAGCCCCCUCCCUCACUUCGCUCCAAACCUGCCUUACCACUUCGCACUGGCUGUUCCCUCUGACGAGAACACCCUUCCCUACGUCCCUUCCUGGCUGGCUGGUCCCCUCACCGCUUUUGCCUGCAGCUCGUCCCACGUUCCCAUCAUGCCUCUGGCUUCCUCGGGACUGCUCGCCCCCCAUUGGAAGUGCUGAUCUUCUGCCUGUGGGUCUAGCCCCCGUCACGACACUUUCCACGCGCCCUUCUCUGCCUUGUGGCCGAGUCACCCGGAGCGCAGGUGACGAGAUCAGCAGGCUCUGUCCUCGAACGUGUUUGCAGAGGGAUGAACUCACGAAGGGGGCAGAUGAAAACAGAGACACGGGAUGAGCGAACCCUAGGCUGGAGGCCGACAGCUCGGGCCGUGGGGCUGGGGGCGCGGGGACUCGGCAGCAAAGGGCCCGUGGGGCUUCAAGGCCUUCGACGACACCCAGUCUUCCGGAACAGCUGCACUGUUCAGGGGGCGCCCCAAGAAAGGAUCCCGCGAACCGAGGGGACGCCCACAGAGGCCUCUGUGAGGGGUCUCGGGACAGCAGGUGGAGCCUGGCGGCCUCCCAGGUGCCGCACGCCCAGACGUCGCCUUUCUGCCGCGGUCGCUUUCCCCGGCCACCCCGCCGGGCUCGGGACCCUCUGCCGGCCCUGCCUCUGGGGCCGCCUGCCUCCGUCCUUCCGUGGUUCUGCUAGGACAUUCUCUGGAAAGCCAGAGUGCGCACAGAACCCACCGCCACGUGGGCCACCACACCCAGUGCCCCACGGGGACUGUCAUUUCCCAGGACGCGGGGGCUGCGUCUGCGCGAGACUGUUUCCGUGCUAAAUAAAAUCAAGACUCUGCGUGA